AUGUGCAACUUCUUGCACGUUUUUACCAAUCCAGAAGAGACUACCCGUGAUCUACUGCUCGCUCUCAGCCACAACCUUCCGCAACUCCCGCCGGUGCAGGAGAGGUUAGUUUUCCAUUUCCACCCCUGCACAUACCCCCCCCCUCUCCUUCCCUAUAGAACGUCUUCACUCUUCUUCUCUUUCCCCCCCCCCGCCCAGUCGUGUGCGUCGCCGUGGACGCAGUAACAGUUCGGACAGCGAUCUGCCUCCGUCAGAAGAUCCUCCUGAUCCCAGUCCGUCGAGGAGCCGGCGGUCACAUAAUCACCGCCACCGACACCAUCGGCAUCAUCGGCGUCGUCGUCGUCGUCGUUCGAGUAGCCGCAGCUCGCGGUCCUCCCAUGGGAGCAGCCCCAUCGCCAGGCGACGGAGCAAGAAGCACAGACGCACUCGCAGCUGA
Molecule: messenger RNA, 436 nt
Organism: Spirometra erinaceieuropaei
Lineage: Eukaryota; Metazoa; Platyhelminthes; Cestoda; Diphyllobothriidea; Diphyllobothriidae
Source: the annotation of a GenBank genome assembly